Aphanomyces astaci is the source of this 3833-nucleotide messenger RNA. RefSeq lists its product as hypothetical. Gene Ontology annotation, biological process: endoplasmic reticulum to Golgi vesicle-mediated transport; retrograde vesicle-mediated transport, Golgi to endoplasmic reticulum; intra-Golgi vesicle-mediated transport. The record is from RefSeq and is a predicted model, not a curated record. Gene Ontology annotation, molecular function: protein binding; structural molecule activity. The coding region runs from base 24 to 3749 and encodes 1241 amino acids. The transcript has a single exon. Lineage: Eukaryota; Oomycota; Saprolegniomycetes; Saprolegniales; Verrucalvaceae. Gene Ontology annotation, cellular component: COPI vesicle coat.
CUUGGGAAGUGAUCACUUUUGAGAUGCUGACCAAGUUCGAGUCGAAGAGCAACCGCGUCAAGGGGCUGUGCUUCCACCCGACGCGCCCAUGGGUGCUGUCAUCGCUGCAUAAUGGUGUGAUCCAACUCUGGGACUUCCGCAUGGGAACCCUCAUUGACCGUUUCGACGAGCAUGACGGCCCCGUGCGAGGUGUCGACUUCCACAAGACUCAGCCGCUGUUCGUGUCUGGCGGGGACGACUACAAGAUCAAGGUGUGGGACUACAAGCUUCGUCGAUGCCUGUUCACGCUUCUGGGGCACUUGGACUACAUCCGCUCAGUCCAGUUCCACCACGAGUACCCGUGGAUCACGUCGUGUUCCGACGAUCAAACCAUUCGUAUUUGGAACUGGCAGUCGCGGUCGUGUGUAUCGGUGCUUACGGGACACCACCACUUCGUCAUGAGCUGUCAAUUCCAUCCCAAGGAAGACCUGAUCGUGUCGGCAUCCCUCGAUCAAACCGUCCGCGUGUGGGAUACCACAGGGUUGCGCAAGAAGACUGUGCGCGGCGCGCCAUCGUCGCUCGAAGAUUCGAUUCCCGUGGCGAGUCCCCAUGGCCUUGGUCGGUCCGGCUCGGACAUCUUUGGCGCCACGGAUGCCGUCGUGAAAUACGUGCUGGAAGGCCACGAUCGCGGCGUGAACUGGGCGUCGUUCCACCCCACGUUGCCGCUGAUUGUGUCCGGGUCCGACGACCGUCAGGUGAAGCUGUGGCGCAUGAACGACACCAAGGCGUGGGAAGUCGACACGAUGCGCGGCCACACGAACAACGUGAGCUGCGUCAUCUUCCAUCCGCGCCAGGAGCUGAUCCUUUCCAACUCGGAAGACCGCAGCAUCCGCGUAUGGGACAUCGCCAAGCGCAUGGGGUUGCAGACGUUUCGCCGCGAGAACGACCGGUUCUGGAUGCUCCAGGCCCACCCGACGCAGAACCUGCUGGCGGCCGGCCACGAUUCCGGCAUGAUCGUGUUCAAACUCGAGCGCGAACGCCCCGCGCUCGACUUGGUCGACAACGCCGUGUUGUACGUCAAGGACCGGUACGUCCGCAAGUACCACUUUGGCACCGGCAGCGACAACCCCGUGGCCACGAUCCGUCGCGCGGGGGGGGGCGGCGCGGUGGGUCAGCUGCCGCGCUACAUGCACUUCAACCCGUUCGACCCGCCGAACGCCACGUCCAACUCGCUCCUGCUCACGAGCGACGUCGAGGGCGGGUCUUACGACCUCGUGACGUUCACGCCGACCAACAACGACGUGUCCGACUCGACGCGGGGCACGGCGCUGUACGCAGUGUUUGUGGCCCGCCAGCGCUUUGCCGUGCUGGACAAGUCGCGCCACUUGGUGAUCAAGAACCUGCAGAACGAGAUCGUCAAGAAGAUCACGCCGCCCAGUGGCACCACGGACGCGCUCUUUCCCGGCGGCACACUCGGCCGCGUCCUCCUGCGCAUCGACGACAAGAUCGUGUUAUAUGACACGGACAGCCGCCGCGUGCUGGCGGACGUGGUCGCGCCCCGCGUCAAGUACGUCGUGUGGAGUGCGUCGGGCGAGUACGUGGCCUUGUUGUCCAAGCACUCUGUGUACAUUGCCGACAAGCAGCUCAAGCACCUGGGCACAGUCACCGAGGUGGUCAAGGUCAAGAGCGGGGUGUGGGGGCCCACCAACGUGUUUGUGUACACGACGCAGAACCACAUCAAGUACGCCCUCGCGAACGGCGACAGCGGCCUCAUCCGGACGCUGGACGUGCCAGUGUACCUGACGCACCUGGUCGAGUCCAAACUGUACGCGCUGGACCGCGACGCCAAGAUGCGCAUCCUGCAGAUCGACUUGACCGAAUGCGAGUUCAAGCUUGCGCUGGCUGCCAAGCAGUUUACGACCGUCAUGCGCAUGGUCAAGCACUCGCGACUGUGUGGACAGGCCAUCAUCACGUACCUGACGCAAAAAGGGUACCCCGAGGUGGCCCUCCACUUUGUCAACGACGACAAGACGCGCUUCAAGCUGGCCAUCUCGUGUGGCAACUUGGAGGUAGCGCUCAACUCGGCGUACGAACUGGACGACGCCAAGUGCUGGCACCAAUUAGGUGUCGAAGCGCUGCGCCAGGGCAACAUCCAAGUGGUCGAGAUGGCGUACCAGCGCACCAAGAACUUUGAGCGCCUGUCGUUUUUGUACCUGAUCACGGGCAACCGCGACAAGCUCAAGAAGAUGCUCAAGAUCGCCGACCUCCGCCAAGACAUCAUGUCCCGCUUCCACAACGCGUUGUACCUGGGCGACGUCCCGGAGCGCGUCGCGGCGCUCGAGGCGGCCGGCCAGCAUGCGCUAGCCCUCCUCACGGCGGCCACCCACGGCCUCGACGACCACGUUGGCCGCCUCCGCGCCCACUUUGAAGCGCACGACCCGUCGUUUGACGUGCCCGCGUUUCUGGCCCGUGAGCUGCUGCCGGACGCCGCACUCCUCCUGCCCGCGUCGUCCGUGAGCGACCUCACGCAAGACAACUGGCCGCUCGUCGAGCUGAGCGAACCCACCAUGACGGACCACGCCGCCGCCGCCGACGCCCAAGUCAGCCGCACGACGCUGUACGACGAACAACAGCAGCAACAACAUGGAGGCGGUCCAUCCACCCACGAGACGGCUGCUCCCACGACCCGGCGCCAGUCGGACGACUUUUUGUCGGACGCCGACGCCGGCGCGUGGGACGACGAAGACGACGGGCUCUUCAGCGACGGCGACGACCGACCGUCGUUGGACGGCGGGGACGUGUUUCACGACUCGUCGGCCUCGACGUCCGACUUUGUUGUGGCCCCCACCGCCGGCACCCCCGUCCCGUCGACCUGGACUCGGAACUCGUCCGUCGCUGCCAACCACGUGGCCGCCGGAUCGUUCGACACGGCCAUGCAGCUGCUCCACCGCCAGAUCGGCGUCGUCAACUUUGAACCGCUCAAGCCGCUCUUCCUGAGCAUCUACGCCGGCAGCUCCGCCAGCGUCCCCACGCAAGGCAACGUGUCGUCGCUCCGGACGUACGUGCAGCGGUCGCCGUCCGAGCCCGUGGUGGCCACGUCGGUCCACGCGCUCGUCAACAUUCUCAAGGAAACGUACCGCAGCUUCACGGGCGCCAAGUUCGACGACGUGGCGACGCUGAGCCAGUCCAUCUUGCACGCUAUCCCCCUCCUCUCGGUGGAUUCCAAGGAACAAGCGGGCCAGGUCAAGGAACUGGCCAUCAUUUGCCGCGAGUACUUGGUCGCAUGCCGCAUCCGCGCGCAUCUGAACGAGGUGUCGCUGGAAACCAACCCCAAGCGCAACAUUGAGCUGAGCGCGUACUGGACGCACUGCAAACUGCAGCCGUCGCACAUGGUACUAACUCUGAAGAGCGCCAUGACCAACGCGUUCAAAGCCAACAACUUUAUCACGGCGUCGUCGUUCUGCGCACGGCUGCUCGAGAUCCCCGAAGUCAAUACAGAGCGCAAUAUCAAAUUGCAGCAAACGGCCAAGAAGGUCGCGAUGAAGGCCAACAAGGAGGCCCGCAACGAGCACCAAAUCGACUACAGCGACUCCAAGGGCUUUACCAUCUGCGCGCGAUCGCUCACCCCCCUGUACACGGGCGCUGGCAACGACACACGGUGCCCGUACUGCGCCGCCACGUACCAAGCGCAGUUCCAAGGCAGUCUGUGCGACAUCUGCGGCAUCUCCAAGAUUGGCGAGGAAACCCUUGGGCUGGUCGUGUCGCCGUAGUAGGAGCUUAAUAUUGAGAACGAUGAUUUUCCACAUACAGUAUACACUACACCCGAAGUUUAUGUGUUUAAGUAUUGUGCCCAA